Molecule: messenger RNA, 2181 nt
Organism: Colletotrichum graminicola M1.001
Lineage: Eukaryota; Fungi; Ascomycota; Sordariomycetes; Glomerellales; Glomerellaceae
Product: fungal specific transcription factor domain-containing protein
Exons: 6
Coding region: 1-2181 (726 amino acids)
Biological process (GO): positive regulation of transcription from RNA polymerase II promoter by galactose; DNA-templated transcription
Cellular component (GO): nucleus
Molecular function (GO): DNA-binding transcription factor activity, RNA polymerase II-specific; RNA polymerase II cis-regulatory region sequence-specific DNA binding; zinc ion binding
Source: RefSeq, a predicted model, not a curated record
AUGCCGCCCGAGCCACAAGAACGUCAACGCCGUCGCAAUAUAGCACUGGCAUGCGAGCCGUGCCGGGAGCGGAAAGCCCGUUGCGACGGCGGCAAGCCCAUCUGCUCAACCUGCCGGCGCAGGUCUCUGGACCUGGAACAAUGCGUAUACAAGGUCGGCAACGCGAGGACCGCGUGUAGUGAUGAUUACACAAAGACUCUCCAUGAGCGCAUCCGCAAGUUGGAGCAAGCCUGCGUAGCUCAUGGCAUUGAAAUCACCACGCUCGAGGCCACGGAGUCGGGCCCGGUGGAUGCGCCGGGGAUGAUGAAUCAAUCGCCGGUCCAGCUACCUUCGCCAUAUUCAGGCAUCAGCAUGGAGCACUCCGUCGAGCCUAGGAGAGUGACGGCCAUGGGUACCAUCUUUGCCGAAGACCAGCUCGAAGUCACACCCAACCACGUGGAAGACGACUUUUACGGCAGCUCCUCGGCCGUGUCCUUCUUGAAAGAGGCCUACAGCGCGAUGAACCCGCCCCCCUCGAGCGCCGAACCCUCCUCCCUGUUCAGAAACCACCAGCAGGCCGCGCCGGCGCCCGACCGGUCGCCCUUUGCCGACGUUGACAAGCUCCCCCUCCCGCCCCGGCCGUUCGCCGAUCACCUCAUCCAGAUCUACUUCCGCCGGAUCCACUACCUCUACCCGGUCUUCCACUGGCCGGCCUUCGAGCACGCGUACCAAACCCUCUGGCGGCCCGCCACGGCCGCCGACGCUGACGCCGCCGCGAACCGGUUCCACGGCGUCGGUCUAGGCAGCUCCCCCGGCGCCGACGCCCGGACCAUCGUCCUCCACGGCGCGCUCAACUCCAUGUUCGCCCUCGCGUGCAACUACGCGGACCUGACGCCCUCCGAGAAGGCCAAGGGCAUCGAGCUCUUUCUGCUCCGCAGCCGACAGUACUUCGGCAUCGAGCUGCUGGACAAGAACAACCUGGGCGUCGUGCAGACGCUGCUCCUCUGCGGCCUCGUGAUGCAGGCGACACCCUUCCCGGACCGGUGCUGGAACGCCAUCGGCAUAGCGUGCCGUGUCGCCCAGGGGCUCGGCCUCCACAUGGAGGCGGCCCGGCAGCCCGGGAAAGCGACGUUGGAGAAGGAGAUCCGGCGGCGGACGUGGCAAGGAUGCGUUAUCAUGGACACUCUUGUGAGCAUGACGUAUGGCCGCCCGACCGUGGCCGCCUGCCUUGUCGUGAACGACCUGCUGCCACGGCCGCAGUCCAUGACCGAGACGGACGCCGAGAAAGUGAGGCUGCAGUUCAACUCGCAAAGCUUCAAGCUGAGCCUGGUGCUGAAAGACAUACUGUGCAAGAUACACCAGCCCUGGCGGAGCCGCCACCAAAAUGAGCGGCUCCGCAGCCCCGGCAGCGCGGCGGCGGACGGGAUGCCGAGCCUCGACGCCAUCGUCGAGCUCGACACACGGCUGGACGACUUUGAGAGGGCGGUACCGCGCUUCCUGUCGUGGCAGUCCGCGUCGCCGUCGGAGGGACUGCUGGCCCCGGAAGACCCGAAAACCAUUGCCAUACAGAAGCACGUGCUUCAAGCGAGGUUCCUCUACGUGCGUCUCACUCUACACCGGCCGGUUCUGGCCAAGCUCUCUGCGGCCUUUGCCAGGCCUCGCCAGGAAACCGACCUCAGCGAGCCCGCGUCAAGAAAUUCGCCAGACAAGGGCCUCCGAGCCCCUUUUACAACCGAGUGCGCCAGGGUAUGCGUGGAUACGGCCUCUCGGCUCAUCUCCUUGGUAAAUGGCUCCUACCAGACCGACACGACGGGGGCGUGGUGGUGGAACAGCUUGUACGCCUGCACCGCCGGCCUGGUCCUCAUCGUCUGCCGCAUAUAUCCGCCUCUCUGGGCGCGGCUGGACCACGCCGUCGUCGCGGACUCCUGGGAACAUUGCCAGGAGAUCCUCAAGAGCAUCGCCAAUGUCAGCGUCUCCGCCCGCAAGUCGCUGGACCUGCUCCGGAAGAUCGACGUGGCCGUCACGCAGCUUUUGACAGCACGAGAACCGUCGGGCGAGCAGAUCGACCCCGGUCUCUGCGCGGACGUGACGGGGAGCUGGUCUCCCCCGGGAGAUAUUGAUGUGUCGCUCCUCUUGGACCCCGACCCACUGUCGCUUUUUCGCGGGUGGGAGACGCCUGGCUUCGAGUCGUUUAACCCCUGA